This is a messenger RNA of Aspergillus costaricaensis CBS 115574, 904 nucleotides long. RefSeq lists its product as uncharacterized. The record is from RefSeq and is a predicted model, not a curated record. Bases 171 to 788 code for a protein of 205 amino acids. The transcript has a single exon. NCBI's taxonomy places the organism in Eukaryota, Fungi, Ascomycota, Eurotiomycetes, Eurotiales, Aspergillaceae.
AUUUAUGGAGUAAGUUGAUUGAUGGUGCUGAUCAUCAUGCCAAAUGACGGUAUGGUGGGAUAGAUAUAUAAUCGAGUGCUCGGGUAAGUAUGCAAUCAACAUCAUACUUGUAGUAUGAGGAGUUAGAGUCCACUAUAUAUUUAGAUAAGUAGGAGUAGCCUGGAAUAUACAUGACUUUGAUAGUAAAUAAACUUCAGGACAACUUCAUAGAAAGUGAGUCGGAACCAAAGAGUUCCAAAAAGGGAAGCCGCUGGGCGGCAGCACGUGGUCCCGCGUUUUCUCCGCGUCGCGCACGAGAUGACCGAGGGUCUCCAGUGUCGACUUCCUCCACCUCCACGCUUAUGGAUCUUUUGUCGGUCCUUCCGGACUUCCCUACCAAGCCAUAUGCUCAUAUUCUCCCGCCUCUUGAGCGAAGCCAUAUCAGCACGGUCGACUUGAUCACUCUCGACACUCUCGAAGUCGCAAAGCGUGCUCGUGUCCCUCCCGCCGAUGUCCGCCGCCUGUCCGCUCAGAUCAUAAGAGCUCUCCAUCAUGAUGUCGGUUUCAAGGAAAACAGAGAUCCCGAUGCUGAUGAGCCAAGCUCCAGCCUCAGUGUCGACGUUCCUGUCUUCCCAGGCCCGACAACCAAGCUAGACCUAUCACAGUGGAGCGCAAUUAGUACCCUCGACCCCACGUUGGACGCUCUGCUCGAUGGCGGCAUACCGACGGGUUAUGUGACUGAGGUAACUGGUGAGAGGUGCGUAUACUCGCUCCCCAGAGUGAGUCCAUUCGUAUUCGAGACGUCCUGACCUAAUGGCUAACCGGUCACAGUGGGAGUGGAAAGACGCAAUUCCUUCUCACCCUUCUUCUGGCCGCUCAACUCCCUGCACCUCGUGGCCUGGGCAAGUGUGCCAUAUACAUCUCC